Molecule: messenger RNA, 364 nt
Organism: Aspergillus alliaceus
Lineage: Eukaryota; Fungi; Ascomycota; Eurotiomycetes; Eurotiales; Aspergillaceae
Exons: 3
Coding region: 11-193 (60 amino acids)
Biological process (GO): mitochondrial respiratory chain complex I assembly
Cellular component (GO): mitochondrion
Source: RefSeq, a predicted model, not a curated record
CAGAGAGAAAAUGCCUUCCACAAGGACAAGACCUAUUGAGAAGUUUGCCAAAGCCACUUCGAAGUGUUCUGUCGAGGCGGCGGCGUAUGGCAAGUGCAUUGUUGCGGAUUACAAUUCGGUCCACAAAGAUAUGUGUGCUAAAGAAUUCAUGAAGCUCAAAGACUGUUUUCUGGCAGCGUCGAAGAAGGUGUAAAGGAGACGGUGAGACCCAAAGUGGCGAGGCUUUUACCUCUCAGAUGCCGGUAUUGAUUGCGACUUACCCUUCCCGAUUAUUUCUUAUUAUUACUAUUAUUUAUUUUUCUCUUGUACAUUUAUGGAUGAAGUACACCAUUCCAACUUCAAAAAAAAUCAUUCCAUGUAUAAA